CGGGGGCAGUAAUGAGCGCUCAAUGCAUUUAGUAAAGUUAAAAGAAGAAGACGAAUGUCCUCUGCUGCGGAGAUCUCAAACAUGGGCUCGAAAGUUACACGCAUGAUCAGAAACUUUAAUGUAGAAAAUCGCGCUCUCCGGGAAAUAAGCAAGGCAAAACCUAAAGCUGCACCACGACAUCCGUCAUCGAGCAAUUUUCCACAAGAAGACAUUCCUGCCACCAGCAUUUCAGAAGAGAUUUGCCAGAGGAAUGAUCCACUGCUGUCAAUGCUCAAGGACGUUUAUGUGGAGUCUAAAGAUCCUGUUUCUCAGGCUGAAGCAGUUCCGGUGGUUAAGAAGAUCAAGCAGGAGAUGCCACGCAGGGAGCUAAAGUACAGUCUGCCGGGAGACUCCUAUGGUUUCCUCGACGUCACUGAUGUUCCCAAAGGCAAACUGUCGCUUGUGGAAGCUUUAACUGCCCUGAACAAUCACAAACGCAUGCCUAAAAUAUGGACUCCAGAGAAGCUGGCACAGGAGUACUCUUUGGACCUAAAAGAUGCCAAAGCGCUGACCGAUUUCUUUUUUCCUUUUGAUGUCAAAAUCAUUCCACCCCAAACAGAGAAGACUAAGCAGAUUCAGGAUUCUUCGCACAUAUGAACACCCGAGCCGUCUCUGAAACACGCACAGCUUCGGAAUGCAAUGUUUUGACAUGUUGAUUGUAGUGUGUUUGUAUUAUUUGUUUUUGAAGGGCCUGUCAUAACUUAUUUAUUAAUUUGUUAUUUUAUUGAGACGUUAACCAAGAUAAGGUAAUAUAAACAUUAAUGGACUAGAGAGGAAAUCUUAUGUCAAAUCAGAUCCAUUUCUAGUGUAAAACAUCAGUACAUAUUAUAGUUCUCAGGACUCAGAAACGCUGCAUUAUAUUUGUUUGAACACUGUUGCUUCUGGCAAUGCAUCUGUAUUCACUGACAAUAAAUCAGUUGCCCAUGCA
Messenger RNA from Carassius auratus (goldfish), 967 nucleotides. Its product is annotated as NADH dehydrogenase [ubiquinone] 1 alpha subcomplex assembly factor 4-like. NCBI's taxonomy places the organism in Eukaryota, Metazoa, Chordata, Actinopteri, Cypriniformes, Cyprinidae. Gene Ontology annotation, cellular component: mitochondrion. The transcript has 3 exons. Gene Ontology annotation, biological process: mitochondrial respiratory chain complex I assembly. The record is from RefSeq and is a predicted model, not a curated record. Bases 55 to 636 code for a protein of 193 amino acids.